This is a messenger RNA of Meloidogyne enterolobii, 375 nucleotides long. The record is from the annotation of a GenBank genome assembly. Lineage: Eukaryota; Metazoa; Nematoda; Chromadorea; Rhabditida; Meloidogynidae.
AUGGCUUGGCGUGUAACUAAAAGAAUCCAAGCUUCAUAUAAGGCAACAGGCAAUGACUAUUCUUAUUUAAAAAUUGGUGUGAGGAAUCUUAUCGUUACAAAUAUUGUUGGUGCCUAUCGACAUCCAAAAAAGCUGGCAAUUGAACGACUUUAUUUGUAUCUUCGGCAACGACAAAAUAUAACUUGUUAUUAUGAACCAACAAUAUUCCCAGCACUUCGUUUUAAAAUAAAAAUAGAAGCGAGGGAUGGAGAAGUUUCCUGUCUUUGUUAUAUUUCAGGACGUGUAAUACUGACUGGAUUAAAAUCUCAAAAAGAAAUGGAACCUAUUUUUGAAAAUGAUAUAUUACCAUUGCUUGAAAAAUUUCCACGAUUAUAA